Messenger RNA from Symbiodinium pilosum, 216 nucleotides. The record is from the annotation of a GenBank genome assembly. Lineage: Eukaryota; Dinophyceae; Suessiales; Symbiodiniaceae.
GCAACUUCAACGAUGGCCGUUUCGAGCAGUGUCGUUUCUGGGGUGACCCGCACAUCACAAGGUCAGUACAACAGAGGAAGGAACGCGGUUGCCACAGGUGUUGCUGCCAGGAUGAAUGGGAACGAGACGAUUUUCAUCAGCGAUCGAAGAGUUGAAACCAGUGGGGGCAUAUAUGCCUCUCGGAUCCAACAGCUUGGCGCAGCUUGCGUCAAGUAG